This is a messenger RNA of Syzygium oleosum, 2745 nucleotides long. RefSeq names its product root phototropism protein 3. Lineage: Eukaryota; Viridiplantae; Streptophyta; Magnoliopsida; Myrtales; Myrtaceae. The record is from RefSeq and is a predicted model, not a curated record. Gene Ontology annotation, molecular function: protein binding.
GAUCAGAACAAAUGCUCAAUUAUUAGAAAGUUUGCAGCAGCUGAAAGAAAUCCCAAGUGACAGCACCGAGAAAGGCACUGAAUCUGUUGAGCCUUUUUCAAUAGCAAAAAGAGUUUCCGGAUAAUCCAAGACAAGAACAGUACACUCAAAGACGCCACCCAUUCCUUCACAGCCUGUGAGAGUCUGUUAAGCGUGGCCUUGCGAAAUCUUCCGAGGAAGACGACAAUUCAAGAUGGUUCCAAGCAUCCCCAUGUGGGACUCUCCCUUUUUCUUCCCAUGAUCUUCUGUUCCACUGGUUCUUUGCUCUUGUUCUCGUUUUUCUUUUUCUCUGCUUUUGGUUGCUGCUGAAAGAGUCGCUUUAGCUGAAAGAGAGAGCUCCGACAAGUUCUUUCCCAGGUUUCAACCAUGUGGGAUUCUGAAAAUGAGUCCAUCGCUGGGAGAGAUUAUGGAAAUGGUGUGCUCAGCUCCACCAAACAAGGGGUUAAAACAGAAGGGUUUGAGCUCAGAGAUCAGUCAUGGCAUGUUGCAACUGACAUUCCAAGUGACCUUCUUGUUCAUGUUGGAGAAGUUAAUUUCCACUUACACAAGUAUCCCCUGCUCUCUAGGAGUGGGAAGUUCAACAGGAUCAUAUAUGAAUCGCGUGACCCCGAUUUAAGCAAGGUAGUUUUGGAUGAUCUUCCCGGUGGGCCUGAAGCUUUCGAGCUGGCCGCAAAGUUCUGCUAUGGCGUCGCCGUCGAUCUGACAGCAGCCAAUAUUUCCGGCCUGCGGUGUGCGGCUGAGUACUUGGAGAUGACCGAGGACUUGGAGGAAGGCAAUCUUAUAUUCAAAACCGAAGCCUUUCUGAGCUACGUAGUCUUAUCUUCGUGGCGAGAUUCAAUAUUAGUGCUUAAAAGCUGUGAGAAGCUCUCGCCAUGGGCGGAGAAUCUGCAAAUUGUACGAAGAUGCAGCGAGUCAAUAGCUUGGAAGGCUUGUGCGAACCCGAAAGGGAUAAGAUGGGCUUACACAGGGAAACCGCCGAAAGUCUCGAGCCCAAAAUGGAACGAUAUGAAGGAGUCGAGCCCGAGCAGGGCUCACCAGGCUCCUCCCGAUUGGUGGUUCGAAGAUGUCUCAAUUCUGAGGAUUGAUCACUUUGUGAGGGUUGUCACUGCUAUCAAAGUGAAAGGCAUGAGGUUCGAAUUGAUCGGCGCGGCAAUUAUGCAGUAUGCUGCGAAGUGGCUUCCAGGUUUGAUAAGAGAUGGAGCAGGAGAUGAAGGAAGCAACAGUGGGAACAGCAAUAGCAGCAGUGGAAGCAGUAAUUGGAAAGGCGGGCUCCACAUGGUCGUGGCCGGUACUAAGGAUGAACCUUCCACGGUUCAGGCCAAAGACCGGAGGAUGAUAACAGAGAGCCUUAUCAGUAUAAUUCCUCCGCAGAAGGACAGCGUCACGUGUAGCUUCCUUCUUCGGCUUUUACGAAUGGCAAACAUGUUGAAAGUGGCUCCUGCAUUAGUCACCGAGUUAGAGAAACGGGUUGGCAUGCAAUUCGAACAGGCGACCUUGGCCGAUCUCCUUAUCCCUUCGUACAAUAAGAGUGAGACUUCGUACGACGUUGAUCUAGUUCAGAGGCUUCUGGAGCAUUUUCUUGUUCAGGAACAGACGGAGGGCUCAAGCCCGAGCAGGCAGUCGUUAUCGGAGAAGCAUGGCUAUGAUGGUGCUCAACGAGUUAACGGGCAAAAUGCGAAGAUGAGAGUGGCUAGACUAGUAGACAGUUAUCUCACCGAGGUGUCCAGAGACAGAAACCUCUCAUUGACAAAGUUUCAAGUGCUGGCCGAGGCAUUGCCUGAAUCUGCAAGGACUUGUGAUGAUGGACUUUACCGAGCAGUCGACUCGUAUCUCAAGGCACAUCCAACGCUCACCGAGCAUGAGAGGAAGCGGCUGUGCCGGGUGAUGGAUUGUCAGAAGCUCUCGAUCGACGCGUGCAUGCAUGCCGCACAGAACGAGCGGCUCCCCUUGAGGGUGGUUGUCCAAGUCCUCUUCUCGGAGCAAGUGAAGAUAAGCAACGCGCUAGCCAGCAGCUCGCUCAAGGAAACCGGAGGCGAUGUGCACUACCAGCCGAUGAUACCAAACCGGAAGACCCUCCUGGAAGGGACCCCGCAGUCAUUCCAGGAAGGUUGGGCGGCCGCGAAGAAGGACAUAAACACCCUCAAGUUCGAGCUCGAGAGCAUGAAGGCCAAGUACCUCGAGCUGCAAAAUGACAUGGAGAAUCUGCAGAGGCAGUUUGACAAGAUGGCGAAGCCGAAGCAAGGGUCGGCUUGGAGCAGCGGAUGGAAGAAGCUGAGCAAGCUCACCAAGAUGAACAACUUGGAGAGCCAGGACAGUGGGCCUCAGGCCAAGUGCAGAUCAAACCAGGAAGACUCCUAGGAGGUGGAGAAACUCAAUUUCCUGAGGAGAUUUGGGGAAAUAAAAGUGAAGUGAUGAAAGGAAAAAAAGAAUUAAUUUUCAUGGAAGGAAAAUACCUUUUUUGUUCUUCUCAAUUUGGUUUCUGGGUUACAAAGUUGAUUCAUUUUGGUAGGUGUUACAAGAACUUGGGAAACCAUAACUGGGUCACAAAGAAAAAAACAAAACAAAAGAAUUUGUCUGCUGAGAGUGAGCUUUCCGCUUUUUCGGUUAUUCUUUUAUGUUAAAUCUCAUGUUUCUAUGUUAUUUCUAUCCGCCCAUCAGUUUAAGAUUGGACAUUCCAUUAUGAUAUCAAAGUCAGGUUUUGCGCAA